Molecule: messenger RNA, 7650 nt
Organism: Purpureocillium takamizusanense
Lineage: Eukaryota; Fungi; Ascomycota; Sordariomycetes; Hypocreales; Ophiocordycipitaceae
Product: Type I Iterative PKS
Exons: 11
Coding region: 1-7506 (2501 amino acids)
Biological process (GO): fatty acid biosynthetic process; secondary metabolite biosynthetic process
Molecular function (GO): phosphopantetheine binding; zinc ion binding; fatty acid synthase activity
Source: RefSeq, a predicted model, not a curated record
AUGGUGUGCGACGGCGGCUACUUCCUGGAUCAAGAUGUGUCGAGAUGGGACGCGCCCUUUUUCUCUUGCUCCGUUUCAGAGGCUCGCGCCCUUGAUCCUCAGCAGCGCCUACUUCUCGAGGUUGCCUAUGAGAGCCUAGAAAGUGCGGGAAUACCAAUCGAAGCUAUAGCAGAAACGGAUACCGCCUGCUUCGUGGGUGGCUGUUCAGAAGACUAUCGGGCCGUCAUCUCCAGGGACGCUCAUGCGGCACCACAAUACGCCAGGACUGGCAACUCGCUCUCCAUGCUCGCCAACCGCGUCAGUUGGUUCUUCAACCUGCGAGGUCCGUCCGUAACGUGCGAUACGGCCUGCUCCAGUUCAUUAGCGGCCCUGCACCUGGCUUGCGAGACAAUACGGUCCGAGUCGAACCCAACCCGUUGUGCGCUGGUAGGAGGAGCAAACCUCAUCUUACAUCCUGAUGAUCAAUGUGCGCUCAAUGCACUCGGAUUCUUGAGCCCCGACAGUCGCUGCUUCUCCUUUGAUUCGAGAGCAAAUGGCUACGCACGGGGAGAGGGCAUUGGCAUGAUUGUUCUCAAGCACAUUGAUGAUGCUCUUCGAGACGGUGACCCUAUUCGCGCCGUGGUGCGCGGGACCGGUCUCAACUCUGACGGCAGGACUGCCGGCAUUGUCCUCCCAAACGCGGAGGCACAAGAAAGGCUAAUCCGCGACACAUACAAGCUUGCUGGACUUGGCAUGUCGGACACGCAGUACGUCGAGCUUCACGGCACGGGUACCAAGGUUGGCGACCCUGCCGAGGUCAGCGCCGUUUCCAAGACGAUUGCUGGCCAUGGCAAGACCGUCUAUUGCGGCUCAGUCAAGUCGUGUAUUGGACACACAGAAGGUGCGGCGGGUAUCGCAGCCGUCAUCAAGUGCGUUCUCUGCCUCGAGAGAGGCGUCAUCACCCCCAACCUCAACUUCAUCAAAGCGAACCCUCGACUACGGCUCGGCGCCUCGGGCAUUGAGAUAGCCACCUCGACGAUACCUUGGCCGCGGUGUAAAGUACGGAGAUGCUCCAUUAACAACUUUGGGUUUGGCGGCACCAACGCCCACGCCAUCAUCGACGAUGCGUACAACUACCUUCGACUGCGAGACAAGCUGCCCGCCUCCAUGUCGACAAAGCUGCUUCAUCCGAGAGAGUCGGCAAAGAUACCGCAAUCUCGACUAUUUGUGCUUUCGGCCCCCGAGCAGGAUGCUGUCACCCGGCAACGCCUGGCGCACGCCGACUAUGUCGAACAUGAAUCGCGCUUCACUCGCGAUACGCUACCGCACCUUGCCAGCACCCUAAGUCAGCGUCGGUCCAUCUUCCAGUGGAGGCAUGCCGUCGUUGCGAGCUCAAAAGACGAGCUCUCGGUCCGAUGGAGGGAUGGCAGCGUCAAGCCACUCAAGGCCGGUGCCUGUCCGAACGUUGCCUUUGCCUUUACAGGGCAGGGCGCUCAAUGGUACGCCAUGGGCCGCGAGCUGGUUUCCUACCCUGUCUUUGCCUCCUCGCUUCGUCAGUCAGCCACGUGCCUGACUGGCAUGGGGUGCUCGUGGGAUGCUUGGGACGAGCUGAUGGCCGGGGAGGGCGAGUCCAACGUGAACAAGGCCGAGUACUCGCAGCCGCUUUGCCUGGCACUGCAGAUUGCCCUCGUCGACCUGGCUCGGCAAUGGGGCGUCAAGCCUUCGGCCGUAGUUGGUCAUUCGUCGGGAGAGAUUGCCGCUGCCUACGCCGCGAGUGCGCUGUCUCGCGAGGACUGCCUCAAGGUUGCGUAUCACCGCGGCCUUGCCUCCAACAUGGCCAAGGCGCGCAAACCAAAUGGCUCUAUGCUGGCAGUAGGCUUGUCUCCACGAGACGUCGAACCAUAUCUAACAACAACCGGAGAUGCUGUUGUCGUUGCCUGCAUCAAUAGCCCCGAAAGCGUGACGCUCGCAGGCGACAAGGCCGCCCUGCAGGACCUUGAGGCGCAUUUCAAGGAGCAACAGAUCUUUUGUCGUAUGCUACAGGUUGAAAAUGCCUAUCACAGCCCCCAGAUGUUCAGCGUCAGGGAAGAAUACAAGGCGCAGAUCAGUGACAUUUCACCCCAGAGCGAGUCGUCGUCAGUCAUGUUCUACUCCACGGUCCGUGGCUGUCGAAUCCCGACGGCUCAGCUCACGGCCGACUACUGGGCUGACAACAUGUGCUCGACUGUCCUAUUUCUUGACGCUCUCGACGACAUGCUAUAUGCAGAUAUUGAAAGCAGGCAACGGAAGCCCAAGUCCGAGACGCCGAGCUUGAUCCUUGAGAUUGGACCUCACGGGGCGCUGGCGGCACCAAUCAAGCAGUUCAAGGUUGCCCGUGGAGGGAUGGAGGAUUUAUCGUACCAUUCCCUCCUCAGUCGGGGACAGGACGCAACUGUAACGUCCAUGGGUGCUGCUGGGUCUCUAUGGGCCAGGGGCGUUCCGGUCAAACUGAAUAUGGUCAACAAUGUCGGCGAGUUCUCCAACGUCCUGACAAACGCGCCCAGCUACCAGUGGAAUCACUCAGCAUCAUACUGGCAUGAGAGCCGGCAAUCCAGAAACCACCGUUUCCCCGAGUUUCCCAGGCACGACCUGAUUGGCAUGCGGCUGGAUACUUGUAACCCACUCGAGCCCGUUUGGAAGAACCACUUGCGUGUCUCCGAGCUGCCUUGGCUUCAAGACCAUCGUAUCCACGGAGACAUUGUGUUCCCCGCAGCAGGGAUGAUCUGCUCCUUCAUUGAGGCAGCCAAACAAGUUGCACACUCCGAGGGUUCCAGCCAUGUCGUGUCAGGCUUCGAGCUGCGUGAGCUUUCCGUGACCAAGGCCCUCGUGAUCCCCAACAAUGAUACCGGGACUGAAGUACACGUCUGCCUCAAACGGCGCAAGGUAGGCAUGGACGAUGCGGGGCCUUGGUUCGAAUGCUCGUACUACUCGUGCCAGGAGGACGAUGUGUUUGUUCAGCACGCCGCGGGGCUUCUGCAAAUCGAACGCUCCAAGGAGGCCGCCGCAGUGGACAGGGGGAAAGAAGAGAGGGAGGAGAUUUUGGCGUUUCAAAAACGUUGGGACUCACAGCGUGCAAUGUGCGAGAAACCAGUGACGCGUUCCAGCCACUACAAAUUCUGUGAGGAUCAAGGCCUGUGUUUCGGCAAGACCUUCCAGGGCCUGACCAAGGUUCGGCAGAAAGAGUCGACUGUAGCUUUUGAAAUCAAGAUUGCUGACACGCGCGCGUGUAUGCCGGAGUUUCGAGAGAGCGACUACGUGGUUCACCCGGCGACACUGGAUGCGGUGCUUCAGGCCAUGAUGGUUGUGGUCCCCAGAAUGGACGGCAUCGAGAGCCAACUCUGGGUUCCCACGGGUGCUGCUUCGAUGCGCAUCUCGAAUGACAUUUCUCGGGCGCAUGGCGCCGUAUUGCAAGGUGUUGCCGAAUCGUCUCAUACAGGAGUGCGCGAGAUGACGGGGUCUCUACUCGUAAGAGACGGGCGACAAGGCACACUUCCCGCCAUCAUCAUGAACGACUUCAAAUUCAGCGGACUUGGGACCGCGCAGAAAUCUCCCUCUCAAUCGGAUGGCUCGCUCUCAACUCUGUACGCGUCUGUCACCUGGAAGCCGGACUUGAGCCUUGUCGACGACCAGAGUCUGCGAAGCAUGGUCGUCCGGGACCACCAAGGCGAAGCUGCCAACAUGGUGCAGUUCUGCUCGGAAGCUUACAGCCUUGUGAACCAAUUGUGCAGACUGGCGCUUCCAAAACUUGACUGCAGCUCCACGUCCCUGCCGCCUCAUCUGCGUAAAUACGCCGCGUGGGUUCGCAACCGCUGCAGCUACAAGAAGGCGGGCAUCGUGACACCCUCCGUCACAGCCGACGUCCCCAGUCCUCCCAAUGGUAGUCUCUCGGAGCCCGAGAACGUGGCUGCCUUCAUCUGCAAGUAUCCCGUCGACGGAACGCUCUUACUUCAUGCCUUCCACUCGCUGGGCGCCAUCUUCGCUCAAGAGAAAAGCCCCCUUGCCGCGCUGAUGGAGGCGGACAACUUCUCGCAAGCUUACCAAGCUGCCUACGGCUUGCACAUCAACACGCAGCUGUUCCAGCACUGGUUCGAUCUCAAGGCACACAAGCAACCGACUCUGCGCGUUAUUGAAAUCGGUGCGGGCACGGCUUCCACUACGCUGCCUGUCUUGCAGCGGCUAGGCCCGCGCCGGAGCGAGACGCCUCGCUUCUCCCAGUGGACGUUUACCGACAUCUCACCCGGAUAUUUCGAGAAUGCCAUGAAGGUCCUUCAGGACUGGAAGGGUCGCGUUGAGUACAAGGUGCUGGACAUCGACAAUGAUCCCACUGAGCAGGGGUUCGAUGCUGAGUCUUACGACGUGGUGCUUGCUGUUAAUGUACUGCACGCCACAAAGGACAUCAACAGGGCGCUGAAGCACUGCAAGAAGUUGCUCAAGCCGGGCGGCAACCUUGUCCUUGGUGAGUACACGAACCCGGACGACUUGUGUCACUUCGUCUUCGGAAUCCUGCCCGGGUGGUGGGCCGCCGAGGACGGUAGAGAAAACAGUCCGCUUCUCUCACAGUCCCAAUGGCAUGACGCGCUUCAGAUUGCCGGCUUCUCUGGCGCGGACGUGUGCCUCGCAGACAACGACGACCCGACCGCUCACAGGAUGUCGACCAUUGUCAGCACCAAGCCACGCGAAAGGAUUCCACUCAGAGACGUCAUUGUGGUUGUCAUGGUCAGCAGCAGCGGCUUGACCAAAAGUCUCGCCUCGGACGUUUGCCGUCGUUUUCAGCGACUUGGCCAUCGUGCAACGGUCAAGGACGUUGCGGCGGCAGUUGCAGACGCCAGCGGCAAGACGGUUAUCGCUCUUCUCGAAUACGACGAGCCAUUCCUUGGAAAAGCUCAACAAGUCGAGUUCGAGCAUGCCAAGCAUCUUCUCCUUCACAGUCGCGAGACGCUAUGGGUCACCCGAUCGGACCUUGCGGACAUGCCCGGCCAUCCUGCCAAUCGCAUCGUAUCUGGACUCAUGCGAUGUCUGAAGACGGAAGACUCGUCGCGCCGGCUGUAUGAACUGCACUUUUCUCGACCUCUGGAUGGCGAUGUGGAGACGGCCGGUGUUGCUGUGUGCCAGCGUCUUUGCACCAUCUGGGACGCUGACGGGGAUGGCGGCACGCUUGAUGAGAUGGAGACGGCGGAGCGAGACGGAGCCUUCUGUAUCCCGCGAUAUACGCCAGACAGGACUAUGAAUGACAGUAUAGCGCGUGCGACACGGUCUGUAGUCACGCCGGAAGUCGGCAGCCUCGUUCAGGCCGGCCGACCUCUGAAGAUGACCAUCGGACAGCCUGGCAUGCUCGACACACUUCACUUCGUUGAUGAUGAUGAUGGCCCUUUGUUGCGGCCGUUGCUCGAUGAAGAGGUUGAGAUUGAAGUGAGGGCUUGCGGCCUCAACUUUCUGGACAUCAUGGUCGCCAUGGGUCAGAUCCCGCGGCUCCUCUUCGGUCAUGAGGCUGCUGGCAUAGUCCGUCGCGUGGGUUCCAAAUCGACCAAGUUUUCUCCCGGGGACCGCGUCGUGUACAUCGGCCAAGGAGCCAUGCGGACUUGUAUUCGCUGUCAUGAAUCCAGCGCCCACAGACUUCCAGACGCAGUGUCGCUCGUGGAAGGUGCUUCGAUCCCUAUUGUUUACGCCACCGCGUACCAGUCCCUCAUCGAAGUGGCGAGACUGCAAAAGGGCGAAUCCGUGCUGAUCCACGCCGCUGCCGGAGGCCUGGGCCAGGCCCUCAUCCAAAUCGCAAAACUGUUGGACGCAGACAUCUUUUGCACAGUGGGCACUGAGCUCAAGAAGCAAGCCAUCGUUGCUCUAGGUGUCCAGCCUGAUCGCAUUUUCAGCUCUCGUGAUGUUUCAUUCGCCAAGGGCAUCAGGCGCAUGACUGACGGCCGGGGUGUUGACGUUGUGGUUAACUCUUUGGCAGGCGAGGCGCUGCGCCAGAGUUGGCAUUGCCUUGCCUCGCACGGCCGAUUCAUCGAGGUUGGCAAGAAAGAUAUGCUGUGCAACAACGGGCUCGACAUGCAGCCGUUCCUCAACAAUGCCAUGUUUGCUGGGGUCAACCUCGAGGCCAUGACGGUCAACGAGCCACUCCGGUGCUCCAGGCUCAUGUCCAAGGUGCUCAAGCUCUUUGAGCAAGGUGCCAUCGGCUCGAUACGGCCCAUUGCGGUGCACGAAUUUAGCAAAGUCGAAUCCGUCUUUCGAGAAAUGCAACGCGGAAGCCACAUUGGCAAGUUGGUCCUCCGGGUCACGCCUGAAUCAAAGGUUCUCGUUGCACCGAGAAAAUCGGCUCUCCUGCGGCUCAAACCCAAUGUGACAUACCUGCUAGUUGGUGGCCUGGGGGGAUUGGGUCGAGCUCAGGCUCUUUUCAUGGCAGAGCAUGGUGCUCGCCAUCUUGCAUUCAUCUCCCGCUCUGGAGCAGCACGGGCCGAAGCCGAAAUGACCGUGGCCAAGUUGGUUGACUCGGGCGUUGAAGUCAGGGUGUAUGCGGGCGACGUUGCCGACGAUGCUCGGCUUAGGGAAAUUAUCGAUGAUAUAUCCCACAGCAUGCCGCCCGUCAAGGGUGUCAUUCAGGGAGCCAUGGUACUUGCGGAUAGCCUGUUCCACAGGAUGAGCUACGACCAGUGGGUCGCCGCAACGCGACCAAAAGCGCAAGGGAGUUGGAACCUUCACAAGCUCCUUCCAAAUGAUCUCGACUUCUUCAUUCUUCUCUCGUCGCUGGCCGGUAUUAUCGGCUCCGUCUCACAGGCCAACUAUGCAGCGGGAAACACCUUUCAGGAUGCCCUCGUCCAUUACAGACGGCAGAGAGGUCUGGCAGCCCAGAGUAUCGACCUCGGCGUCAUCAAGGGCAUUGGUUAUGUCGAAGAGCACCAUGAUUCCGGAGCUUGGCGGAGCCCGCUUAGACUGACGGGUGUCGAUGAGCAACGAUUCAUACAUACCUUGCGAUGCGCAUUGGACGGAACCGCUGACGGUGUCAACUCAUUGGCACCGCAGCUGCUCGUCGGUGCGGGCAGUGGAGGCGUCCAACAGGCCUCGCGCAAGUCCGACCCCAGUGCCGGCUUUUACUGGUUGCGAUCGCUGCCGCACUUUGCUUAUCUGCGGCAAGUUGAUGUCAAGGACACGGACGACGCGGGCGACAACGAUGAUGAAGUCGGCGAGAGCAGGGACAUCAGACUGCUCAAGCUAUGCAAAUCCAUGGACGAGGCGAUCGAGGCGGUGCAGAAGAUCCUGGUGGCUAAGAUUGCCAGGAUCAUCUCCAUCCCCGUGGCGGAUAUCAACACGACCAAGCCGGUUUACACGUACGGGGUUGACAGCCUGGUGGCCGUCGAGUUGCGAAACUGGCUGUCCAUGGAGCUGAGGAGUGACCUGAGCAUCUUUGACCUGACGAGCAGCGCCCCUAUAAGCGAUGUGAGCAGGAAGAUUGCGGGCAGGUCUCAGUUGGUCCCUGCCGUCGUAAAGUCGUAGGAAUCAGGAUAGCGGAAUGGACAUGACUUCUUACAGUUGGAAAAGAGACCAGGCGAGAGCUUCCACUUUCGUUGUAGACAUGAUGAUGCUAUCGAUAUUGGGCCUGGCUGUGUCGAAGAGUUUACGGCAGCCAUAAAUUAAUGG